AUGACGGUGAACGAGAGAGCUCGAACCAAGAAUGAGAUCAACCUAGAGUCUGAAAAACAGGUGAUGCACAACAACGACCAAGAAAACAACGCAUUUGAGUACGAUGGCGAUUCUCAAACUUUCUCCAUUUACUCCGAAGUGCCUCGGAUUGCAUGGGACUGGAUCUGCUGGUCUGGCGCCAAAACGUUCGACGGCAUGGACUUCGCGGGUGAGGUGCUAGCGAAUUUUCUAGGACUCAAUCAGUCCAAGUAUCAAUGGAUCAUCGAUGCUCAAGUGCGUCAAGAGGAAGAAAAGCAGCAGCGGCGGCUUGAAAGGAGCCAGCAACGUCAGCUUCGCCUCGAGCAGCUAUUAGAGGAAGAGCAGCGUAAGCUUCAGGAGCUUGAAAUUGGUGUUCGUGAGCAGGAACCUACGACAAUAGACACAUUCACCACAGUGUAG
This is a messenger RNA of Phytophthora nicotianae INRA-310, 438 nucleotides long. RefSeq lists its product as hypothetical. The record is from RefSeq and is a predicted model, not a curated record. The transcript has a single exon. Bases 1 to 438 code for a protein of 145 amino acids. NCBI's taxonomy places the organism in Eukaryota, Oomycota, Peronosporomycetes, Peronosporales, Peronosporaceae.